Messenger RNA from Anopheles funestus (African malaria mosquito), 2043 nucleotides. RefSeq lists its product as uncharacterized. The record is from RefSeq and is a predicted model, not a curated record. Lineage: Eukaryota; Metazoa; Arthropoda; Insecta; Diptera; Culicidae. The coding region runs from base 316 to 1329 and encodes 337 amino acids. The transcript has 2 exons.
UAAAUCAUUUCAAUGCUGCCCAUUUCCCUUCCGAACGAUGUAAGCAAUGAAACUAAAAUUCACCAAUUGGUGCAAUUGAAAAUUGGCUGAAACUAGUGUGCAGCUCCCCAAUCUGUCAAAGUUACUUCACCAUACUAAGAAAAGGACCGUUUUCAACGCGUUUUCACGCACUCGGUCCCGCGCGUUCUGUAAAAUAUAUUUAGUUGCUACUACCAGUGACCUGUGUUGUGAAAAAGGCAAUACAAUUUCGGUGCAUCCGGUGCAAUCGGUGUUAAGUGCACAAAAAGCCUAAAUCUACGGCGACCUACUAUUAUCAUGGAUGAGUUAAAGGCUAUCAUACGUUCCCUGGCCAUAUCUAGUGCUAGUGGAAUAACUUUGUCGCAGCUGGAUCACGACUUCAAAAGUCUCGAAGGGUACAGCAUUCCUUACAAGAAUCAUGGAUUUAAAUCUCUGCUUUCGAUGCUACGAACGCUGACUGAUGUCGUACAGAUAAAGGGAAACGAUCAGCAAAGCACCAUUCAUCCAGUUGCCACCGAAAAAAAUCAACAUAUCCGUUCGAUGGUGGAAAAAAGUAAGAAAAGCAAAAAGAAGAAAACAAGUGUGUACAGUCCGCCAAUGUCUUCGUCGCACGAGCCAGAACGCAAAGCGUCUACUAAUGCGAAACAAUGUUAUAACAGUAAACCGUCGACGGGCACACAACAACAUAAUAGCAAAUCUUCUAAUUGGUCACAGCGUAAUAAUCGCAACGGAACAAACGUAAAUCCAAAUGCGUGGCGCACAAGUGCGCGCAAUCGACCGUGCGCGCAAAACGAUUAUUCUGGUGAUGACUAUUACUUCCACCAAUUUAUGAACACAUUACGCGACAUGCUGACAGGAACAGCUCCACAGAAUGGUCAACAUAAUUGGAACGGUGGGACACCUAAUAACUGUUACUAUCCAACACCGAACAUGCCGUAUCACAAUAAUCAACAGUACUACGAAAACUAUAUGCGGUAUUCUUUCAAUGCAUGGAAUUACAACAAUGCAGGCUGGAACUACAACCAAGCGGCUCCCCAACAGCGCCAUAUGAACAACUACCCCCCUGUUAACGGGAGUUGGAACGGACAUCAUCGCUCAAACUGGGUAGGAAACAAUAAUAUGUUCUUCAACAAUUCGAUGGGAUACACUAAUAAUGGUGGAGGAUAUCCGAAUCAAUACAAUUGCGGAAUGGCGAACAACAUGAAUGUUGGCUAUAAUAACAACUACCCGCAGAACGGAUACAAUAACAAUUCGAAUAAUUAUGAUUUAUCAAUGUGGAACAACGCCUACGCGCCGUACUAUUCCCAGUGAAUGGAAGUAAGAAAUCCGCAGAAUAUGGGCCCGAAUAGGAAGUUGUGUAUAGUUUUAAUUAUUAUUUAUGCAAAAAGAUGAGCUUAGUGUGGAUGUACAAAAUACGAACGAAUUUCUUUAACGUUAGCAUCCAAGGGAUGAAACCUGCCGACAGAUUAGUGCUACAUAUAAAGAGAAUCAUUUAUGAAAAUCUCAAUUGCUAAGAAUCGUCAUUGGAAAAAAGGAUAGGUGAGGUGAUUUACACAUUUUAUCCAGUCACAAACAUCAAAACAUGCUUUUAGAAAGCAUUAACUUACUCAAUUCAACGGUAAUCGUACGUUUAAAAUCUUCUGCGCUGCUGCAUCGUUAGUUUUAUCGGCCACUAAUCGAACAUUAGCCCCAACAAAUGUUUUCUGUCCUUUUGUUUUACUGCGGAAUAACAACCUUCCCGAGAUGUGCUGACCGUUCUAAUACCCGUACGUACGUUUUAAAUGGCGAUGUGGCAUUUGUAACGCAUUUGGGCGAACUUUUCUAUGGAUACCUAUGACUUAUAUUAGGUUUCCUUUUAGAAAAUCAUCUACUAAAAACAUUCAUCAAUUCGCUUGCACAUUUGAUAUAAUCAAAUGCAAGGUCAAAGCGGCAGAAUGUAAAUCGUAUCGAAAAGCGUACAUCGUUAAAAACAUGUUGUAUUCAUGAAAAAAAUGUAGAACAAAUAAACUGUUACCACCUCUAUUA